Ipomoea triloba (trilobed morning glory) is the source of this 786-nucleotide messenger RNA. RefSeq lists its product as uncharacterized. The coding region runs from base 1 to 786 and encodes 261 amino acids. NCBI's taxonomy places the organism in Eukaryota, Viridiplantae, Streptophyta, Magnoliopsida, Solanales, Convolvulaceae. The transcript has a single exon. The record is from RefSeq and is a predicted model, not a curated record.
AUGGCCUCGAGCAACAAAGGCAAGCAAACGCUAGAAGAUCACUAUGCUGCCCUCAAUCUACAGAACGAUGAUGACGAAGAGGUGGACCUCCCUUUCGGAGAACUGAACAUGGAAGAUCCUGAGGUUGAGUCAUUCAUGCUGGUGGGAACUCUCAUCACGGAGAAAAGUGUAAAGUUUAACUAUUUGAAAGAAACUCUCUCGAAGGUUUGGAGGCCAAUGAAAGGGAUGGUGGCAAAGGAGAUCUCCACCAACCUUUUUAUCUUCUACUUUUUCCAUGAGAAAGACAGACGAAGAGUAAUGGAGAAUAGUCCCUGGUCUUUUGACCAAAGCUUACUUGUGCUACGCGAGCUGGAGCAUAACGAGUCACCAUACAAUAUAGAUUUGACGAAGGCAGAGUUUUGGGUCCAAAUACACAAACUACCGCAGAGACUCUCCAACCCCCAGAUGGUCGAAGCAUUGGGAUUUUUUUUCGGCGAGUUUCUCAAAACUGACCCGACUAACUUUGACGGAACGAUGACGGCUUUUGUCAGGGUUCGUGUGCGCAUGGACAUUGCUAAACCACGGAGAAGGAAUGUUAAGUUCAAACCACCAGGCGAAGAGGGCAUGGCACUUGACUGCAAAUAUGAACGUCUGCCAACGUUCUGUUUUGUGUGUGGCAGAUUAGGUCACGCGGACGGUUUCUGUCCAAUCCAGUUUGAUGCCCAGUUUGAGAUGCCCAGGGCUUACGGCCCAGAACUGAGAGCUACAGGACGCAGUGGACAGAACAGUGAUAACAAAUGGCUCUGA